AUGUCGUCCCCCCUCCGCGCCCUCUCUCCGCCCUCGUCCCUUUCCUCCUACGAAUUCUUCUCCUACCAGCCGCACGCGCGCACCCAGCCUGCCGCACGCGCCAUCUCUUCCGACUCGGACUCGUACGCCUCCCUCUCCGACCCCGACGAUGGCUCGUCCGACGACGAGAUCCUCCUCUCCUUUUCCGACCUCUCUUCCGCCGACUUCCGCUCCCAGCGCGCCGAGCCGCGCACCCCCGCCGUCUUUUCCGACGACGAGUUCGUUAUCAUGAGCCGGCCCCGGUCCCCGGCCUCCGCGUCCGCAAGCGACGACGAUGACCUCACCGCCUCGUUUUCCGCCCUUUCGGUGAGCGUAGCCAGCACCCGCUCCUCCCGCCGCCGCGCGGCGUCCAACGGCGCUGCUCGCGCCCCCUCUUCCACCAUUGCCAAAGCCCCUGCCCCCUCCAGCCCGGCCAAGAGCUCGGACGGCGCUGCGUCGCCCAAGCGGCGGAACAGGAAGCGCCAACAGGCUAGCAACCACGCCCCCGAUGCCUCGCACUCUCCAAACGCCGACGCCGCAGCAUCGCAGAACCCAGGCAAAGCCGCGAGCGACCUCGCGAAGCGUCACAGCCCAUCCAAAGCGAGGAGGAAAGCUCGCCGCGCAGCAGCGCGUGCGGCGAUGAUUAGCCCGAGCCCUGCUGCGGGCCUCGGCGACCGUCCGAUCGUCGACGACGUUUCCGAGGCGGGCUCCGAGUACCUGUACGUGCCCCCGGAGCUGUAUAAGAGCGCGCAGCGCUACGUGUCCUCGGUUCUCUCGGCCGACCCGACAACCAAGGCCGAGCUCUCCAAGCUCGAGUUCCUGCAAGCACUCAUCAUAGAGCUCGGACUCUUCACCGGGCUGUCUGCGCUUCCUUCUUCGAUGCGGGCAGCCAAGGCGCUUCUCAAGUCGCAGGCGUUCGUGAACGUCCGCGACUACCUUGCCGUGCGCUCUGAGGGCGUCGACGCCCUUCGCAGCAUCAUGCACCCCUCGCGCUCCGCCCUCCUUCGCGACAUCCGCGGGGGCAGGAAGACCCCCGCCAAGACGGUCAAGGAGACCGGGCUCAGCGUCCUCCUCGUCACCUGCUACCGGUGA
Messenger RNA from Epithele typhae, 1110 nucleotides. RefSeq lists its product as uncharacterized. The record is from RefSeq and is a predicted model, not a curated record. The transcript is spliced from 2 exons. Bases 1 to 1110 code for a protein of 369 amino acids. NCBI's taxonomy places the organism in Eukaryota, Fungi, Basidiomycota, Agaricomycetes, Polyporales, Epitheliaceae.